GUCGGUCAUCACCCACUUCCGGUCGGGACCUGUGUAGCGGCGGAGGCGCAGAAGGUGAGGCGAGACCUUGUUGACUACCAUUAGUCUCCCUGGGAACUCGCCGGCCCUUCUCUCCCCUUCCCGGGCGCCCUCUAGGUUGCCUGGGGUAUGACACAUGGGCAGAUCCCACCUGCUCAUUGGUCAUGAAGGAAACAGACCGAGAGGCUGUGGCAACAGCAGUCCAGAGGGUUGCAGGAAUGCUCCAGCGUCCAGAUCAGCUGGACAAGGUGGAGCAGUAUCGCCGAAGGGAAGCUCGGAAGAAAGCCUCUGUGGAGGCCAGACUGAAGGCUGCAAUCCAGUCACAGCUAGAUGGGGUGCGUACAGGUCUAAGCCAGCUCCAUAAUGCACUUAAUGAUGUUAAAGACAUUCAGCAGUCGCUAGCUGAUGUCAGCAAGGACUGGAGGCAGAGCAUCAACACCAUUGAGAGCCUCAAGGAUGUGAAGGAUGCGGUGGUCCAGCAUAGCCAGCUGGCCGCAGCUGUGGAAAACCUCAAGAACAUCUUCUCAGUGCCUGAGAUUGUAAGAGAGACCCAGGACCUGAUCGAGCAAGGGGCUCUCCUGCAAGCCCACCGGAAGCUGAUGGACUUGGAGUGCUCUCGGGAUGGACUGAUGUGUGAGCAGUACCGCAUGGAUAGUGGGAACACGCGGGACAUGACCCUUAUCCACAGCUACUUCGGCAGCACACAGGGACUCUCUGAUGAGCUGGCCAAGCAACUGUGGAUGGUGCUGCAGAGGUCGCUAGGAACUGUCCGCAGAGAUCCCACCCUGCUGGUCAAUGUGGUCAGGAUCAUUGAAAGGGAGGAAAAAAUUGACAGGCGUAUACUUGACCGAAAAAAACAAACUGGCUUUGUUCCUCCUGGGAGGCCCAAAAAUUGGAAAGAGAAAAUGUUUGCCAUCUUGGACAGAACUGUGACAACUAGAAUUGAGGGCACGCAGGCAGAUACCCGGGAGUCUGACAAGAUGUGGCUUGUACGACACCUGGAAAUCAUAAGGAAAUAUGUUCUGGAUGACCUCAUCGUUGCCAAAAACCUGAUGGUUCAAUGCUUCCCUCCACAUUAUGAGAUCUUUAAAAACCUCCUGAGCAUGUACCACCAGGCUCUGAGCACAAGAAUGCAGGACCUAGCUUCAGAGGACCUGGAGGCCAACGAGAUCGUGAGUCUGCUGACGUGGGUCUUGAACACCUACACAAGUGUGGAGAUGAUGGGGAACAUGGAACUGGCCCCAGAAGUAAACGUCAAUGCCCUGGAGCCUCUGCUCUCUCCAAGUGUGGUCUCUGAACUGCUCGACACAUACAUGUCCACACUCACUUCCAACAUCAUUGGCUGGUUGCGGAAAGCAUUGGAAACAGACAAGAAGGACUGGAGCAAAGAAACAGAGCCUGAAGCCGACCAGGAUGGGUACUACCAGACCACACUGCCUGCCAUUGUCUUCCAGAUGUUUGAACAGAAUCUGCAAGUUGCUGCUCAGAUAAGUGAAGAUUUGAAAACAAAGGUACUCCUUUUGUGUCUUCAGCAAAUGAAUUCUUUUCUAAGUAGGUACAGAGACGAGGCCCAGCUGUACAAAGAGGAGCACCUGCGGAACCGGCAGCACCCACACUGCUACGUGCAGUACAUGAUCGCCAUCAUCAACAACUGCCAGACUUUUAAAGAAUCAAUUGUCAGUUUGAAGAAGAAGUACUUAAAAAAUGAAGCAGAGGAGGGUGUGUGCCUGAGCCAGCCAAGUAUGAAUGGGAUUCUGGAUACCAUUGCCAAGGAAGGCUGCAGCAGCCUGCUAGAGGAGGUCUUCUUGGACCUGGAGCAACAUUUGAAUGAAUUGAUGACCAAGAAGUGGCUGGUAGGGUCAAAUGCUGUGGACACCAUCUGUGUCACUGUGGAAGACUAUUUUAAUGAUUUUGCCAAAAUUAAAAGGCCAUAUAAAAAGAGGAUGACAGCCGAGGCACACCGGCGUGUGGUAGUGGAGUACCUGCGGGCUGUCAUGCAGAAGCGCAUCUCUUUUCGGAGCCCUGAGGAGCGCAAGGAGGGUGCUGAGAAGAUGGUCCGGGAGGCUGAGCAGCUGUGCUUCCUGUUCCGGAAAUUGGCAUCUGGAUUUGGCGAAGACGUGGAUGGGUAUUGUGACACCAUUGUUGCUGUGGCAGAGGUUAUUAAGCUAACAGACCCUUCCCUGCUCUACCUUGAGGUCUCAACUCUGGUCAGCAAGUAUCCAGACAUCAGGGACGACCACAUCGGUGCACUGUUAGCCAUGCGUGGGGAUGCCAGCCGAGACAUGAAGCAGACCAUCAUCGAAUCACUAGAGCAGGGCCCCACUCAGGCAAACCCCAACUAUGUGCCCCUCUUCAAGGAGAUUGUUGUGCCCAGUCUGAAUGUGGCAAAGCUCCUCAAGUAGGCGGCUGUCUGCUUGUGCGUGCCCCUCCGAGGGAUUGUAUCCUACUUUCAGAAGCAUACUAAAGCAGACAUCCCUUUCCAGGGGUCUUAGCUACUAUGUGCGUGUCCUUUCAGGCACCCAGUCGUGUGCGGCUGAGGGCUGCGGAGUAGCUUCUGGGUGCCCGGUUCUGUGAGGUUUUCCACCGUGAUGUAAAUAUGCUUUGUGAGGACAUCCUUGCGUGAAGCCUCUCAGUCAUUUGUCAUGGGAAACAUGUAUGGAUAUCCCUUAUUCCUCCAUUGUGGGCCCUGCUUUGCCUGGCACGCACAUGAGGACCUCUGCCACCUGAUUAAAAGAAGCAAAAGCCAAA
This is a messenger RNA of Cavia porcellus (domestic guinea pig), 2766 nucleotides long. It is a transcript of the gene Exoc3, whose product is annotated as exocyst complex component 3. The record is from RefSeq and is a predicted model, not a curated record. The transcript has 13 exons. Gene Ontology annotation, cellular component: exocyst. Lineage: Eukaryota; Metazoa; Chordata; Mammalia; Rodentia; Caviidae. The coding region runs from base 183 to 2420 and encodes 745 amino acids. Gene Ontology annotation, biological process: exocyst localization; exocytosis. Gene Ontology annotation, molecular function: SNARE binding.